This is a messenger RNA of Pyrus x bretschneideri (Chinese white pear), 1413 nucleotides long. Its product is annotated as L-galactose dehydrogenase-like. Gene Ontology annotation, biological process: L-ascorbic acid biosynthetic process. Lineage: Eukaryota; Viridiplantae; Streptophyta; Magnoliopsida; Rosales; Rosaceae. Gene Ontology annotation, molecular function: L-galactose dehydrogenase activity. The record is from RefSeq and is a predicted model, not a curated record. The coding region runs from base 114 to 1088 and encodes 324 amino acids. Gene Ontology annotation, cellular component: cytosol. The transcript is spliced from 6 exons.
UAUGUGCUGAUCGUCCCCACUUAGCGAAAGCUUAAAAACAUAGAUUUCAGUUUUUCACUUCACUUCCACCCCGGUGCUUCGCAGCAUUAUUGAAUGAGAAUCUCAGCAAAACAAUGGCUUCGCCACCGCUGCCAAAGGUUGAACUCCGAGAGCUCGGCAACACAGGCCUCAAGCUCAGCUGCGUCGGCUUCGGCGCCUCACCUCUCGGCAACGUCUUCGGUCCCGUCUCGGAUGACGGAGCCAUCGGCUCCGUUCGCGAAGCCUUCCGCCGAGGCAUCAAUUUCUUCGACACCUCUCCGUAUUAUGGAGGGACUUUGUCAGAGAAGGUGCUUGGUAAAUCGCUAAAAGCUCUAGGUGUUCCUAGAAGCGAGUACAUUGUGGCAACCAAGUGUGGACGCUAUGCUGACGGUUUUGAUUUUAGUGCGGAUAGAGUGACUAAGAGCAUUGAUGAGAGCUUGGAGAGGUUGCAGCUAGAUUAUGUCGAUAUUCUGCAAUGCCAUGAUAUAGAAUUUGGGUCUCUAGACCAGAUUGUAAACGAGACAAUCCCUGCCCUAAAGACACUGAAAGAAGCCGGGAAGAUUCGUUUCAUUGGUAUCACAGGACUUCCAUUGGGAAUUUUCACAUAUGUUCUUGAUCGCAUACCAGCUGGCACGGUGGACGUCGUCCUGUCAUAUUGCCACUUCGGUAUUAAUGAUUCAACAUUGGAGGAUUUACUACCAUACCUAAAGAGCAAAGGUGUUGGAAUCAUUAGUGCUUCUCCGCUUGCAAUGGGUCUGCUUACUGAGAGUGGUCCUCCAGAAUGGCACCCGGCAUCUGCUGAACUGAAGGCUGCUUGCCUAGCUGCUGCUGUCUAUUGUAAAGAGAGAGGGAAGAAUAUUUCAAAGUUAGCUCUGCAAUACAGUUUGUCCAAUAAGGAUAUCUCAUCAGUGCUGGUCGGCAUGAACUCUGUUAUUCAGGUUGAAGAAAAUGUCGCUGCUGCUGUGGAGCUUGCGACCAUUGGCAAGGAUGAGAAAACUCUAGCAGAGGUUGAAGCUAUUCUGAAACCGGUGAAGAAUCAGACAUGGCCUAGCGGAAUCCAGCAGAGCUGACAAUUUUGCUCUUCUAUGGAGGUUAAGAGGAACAUGAGACUACCGGUAACUUAUAUCACCAUGUGAUCUUGUCCUGUUUGAUUUCUGUUCCUUGAUUUCUAUUGCCUAAGAUGAAGGUAUGUUACGAGGUUGCUAAUUUGCACAUUCUAUUAGGAUUGAAGAGUUGGGGACAAUAGAUUCUACCCGGUUCUAUGGCUUUUUACUAGCAUCAACAGAUGAUCAUGUCAAGUGAAUGAAUUACCUAUUCACUCCUGUCACAUUGAUGUAACAUAGAAAACCCUUUCUUUUUAUUAUGUUAUAAAAUGUCUACAUUUAUUAAAGAUCA